Messenger RNA from Erpetoichthys calabaricus (reedfish), 2522 nucleotides. Its product is annotated as E3 ubiquitin-protein ligase NHLRC1-like. The transcript has a single exon. NCBI's taxonomy places the organism in Eukaryota, Metazoa, Chordata, Cladistia, Polypteriformes, Polypteridae. Gene Ontology annotation, biological process: proteasome-mediated ubiquitin-dependent protein catabolic process; negative regulation of translation; protein polyubiquitination. The coding region runs from base 143 to 1378 and encodes 411 amino acids. Gene Ontology annotation, molecular function: protein binding; ubiquitin protein ligase activity; translation repressor activity. The record is from RefSeq and is a predicted model, not a curated record.
GGAAGCAGAAUGAAGCCCACUCCCUGUCACUGCCAGUCACGUGUCUCACAGGCCUCUGAAGAACAGAGCUGAACGUUGCCUGCUAAUUCAGCUGAGGCCCUGCUUUUACUCGGCAGUGCAGCACCCUUCUACAGGAGAAGCCAUGUCUGCUGAAGCAUUAAAAAGCGGCGGCAGCUGCAGCAGCAGCAGCAGCAACAGUGAGGGCCGAAGUACCUCAGCAGCACAGAGAAUCCUGAAUGAGAUUGAAGCAAAUCUGCUAGAAUGUAAAGUAUGCUUUGAGAAAUACUGCCAACAUCCGAGAGAACGAAGGCCAAGGACACUGCCCUGCGGUCACGUGAUGUGUUACGAAUGUGCCUUGAGCGUCACGCAUGCCCAUUAUCUGCGGCUGGAGUGCCCGUUUUGUCGCCGGCUGUGCAGCGUCUCUGAAAUGACCGACUGCAUGACCCUGAUGCACCUUGAGGAGAUUGUGUGGAGAGCCCCUAACCCAACUCUGACGUGGCCUCCAGGUGGCUGGAGGACCAGAAAAUCGGCUGUGCCAGCUGUCGUGAAGCUCUCUGACGCCUUUGGAGGCUGGGGCCAGUUAAUCAACCCUACCGGAGUGGCAUUCUUCAAAAAGUCUGGAGUGGUGAUGGUGGUACACGAUGGUAAAAAGCGUAUGGCAAUUUUCAGUCCCAAAGGGAAAUACUUACAUGGUUUCGGCUCUAAAGGGUGUAUCUGCUACCCGCUGGGUGUCACGGUGACUCGGGAUGGGUACAUUAUAAUCACAGAUGCUGGUGAUGUUUCUGUUAAAGUUUUUAGUUCCCGUGGAAGGAAUACUUUGACUGUCAAAAAUUCUUUUUUGUUGCCUUGGGGCAUACAGACAGAUGGCCAGAACCGCAUCUUAGUGACGGACGCUCAGGCUGGAACACUCACACGACUAGAAGUUGAUUUUUUGAAGGCUGUCUUACUCAGAAGCCAGAUACUGUCUGCUUCCUUGUCCUCUCCAAGGGAAAUAGCUGUUUCGGAGACAACUGGAUUCGUUAUAGUUGUGGAACACCUGAAGGAGAGUGGAGAUCGGAGCUUCUCCAGAACGCGGCUCAAACUGUUUAAUAAUAAGAUGCAAGUCGUCCACCAGAUCGAUAGCUUUGGAUCCAGUCUUCUUGCACCAUUCCACCUGUGUGUGUCUGCUGUGGCCUUUGACAAAGAGGACAAUGUCUUUGUGGCGGAUUCAUCACUAAAGGCUUUGCUCUGCUUGGGAAAAUUGAAGGAAUUCCCAAGUUUUCGGAUGGUGUUAAGUCACGGACUUUUGCGUCCUGUGGCCCUAGCCUGUGGAGCAGAUAAUUCAUUGAUUGUAUUAGACAGUGGCGAUCACUUUGUGAAAAUAUAUCGUGUUUGCUGACCUGGCACUGGCAGGUGACACGGGAAUGUCCCAAAAGAAAUGAUCUGACUUUAAACCUCUGUCGAUAAUUCAGAGGUGGAAGCACUUUCAUUGUGCUUUGGGACUAUCAUCAUUAAGAGUAGCGAUUCUGGUGUCACUUCUGCACUUUUAACAAAUAUGUUUUAGACCAGAUUUGGGAUUUGGUCAGUAACUUAGAUUCGAUUUGAUUACGCCCAUGGGGAACUUCAAAUGCAUACAGGAGCAGAAACAUAAAACACAAGAAUACAGAUUUACAGGACAAUCAAUCAUUCAAUCAAUCAAUCAAUAGCAGGCUAGUGGUUCUCUAACCUUCUUAGUAAUGUCACCCUAGCUAAUCAGAAGAUGUGCCUUGUUUUUUACCUGAUGGAUUAAAAUAUGCAUGGAUUCUGUUUCUAGGGAUUCACUUGUCCACUAUUAUAACUGUGUAACCCAUUCUACAACACUUGUGGUCUACUUGCACCUAUUCACAGCCAGGUGGAUUAGAAAUAAGAUUUUGAGAGGGUCAUUGCACAGCAGCGACACGUGAGAUUGUGCACUAAUAUGUUUGUAAUGCCCUUAGAUGUCCGGUGCUGCACAACUGCUACACUGAAUGGAUCAACAAGUGUCAUCAGGAUGCCAAGAGACGUGGGUAAGCCAUUGAAUCCCAUUCAUGAUGAAGACUAGUGGCUUGCAGUUCUUCUCCACCAACGAGGAAUUCCCAGUAAGUGUGGAUCCUAAACUCGCACUGAUCAAGUUCCAUGCCCUUUGUGCACUCCGCCCUUCACUACUAAUGACUAAAUGGCUUAGUGAGAUUCUCGGAUUAUCCCUGCCGCAGUCACUCAUGGAAUCUGGAGGAGCACCAAGAAGACAAUUGAACUUGACCAUCUAGAGGAAGUAAAGUCGUAAUAAGGUUUUCAUGUGUGAACCUGCAAACAGAUCAUUAUCAAAGCUUGAGGCUACGAGAUUGGAGGGCCGGUGCGUCUACUUGACCCUGUGUCCUCCUGCCAGGUCUUACCCCACCCAUCUCACCCCUCCGACUCUGCUUGGGAAAAUUGAAGGAAUUCCUAAUUUUUCGGAUGGUGUUGAGUCACUGACUUCUUCACCCUGUGGCCUUGGCCUGCACAACAGAUAAUUCAUUGAUUGUAUU